AUGGAUCAAGGCGAGGACGUAGUAAUAAAACAGGACGCGCUUCUUUGUAAAAAAUCGCUGGGUAUGCAUGGCGUGGGUGAUCAACCAACCCGGUACAAAGCUUCACGCGAAACGAAGCAACUAAAAGAAGAGUGGCGACAGCUUCAAGUGGAACUGACAUCAACCACACUUUCGCUUUAUUCUUCACCGGCACUUAUAUGGCCGAGCCGACGGUUAGAGCACAGAGUUGCACUCAAUGAGAAUCGAGAUCAACAUUUACAACAACGACACUCUUGUCGUAUAAGCAACAACCAAACUACCAAAAAACUACGGCUAUAUCUGCAAUCCCCACUUGAUUAUACCUUUUGCAUACAGUAUCCAUUUAAGUCAUCGCACGAUGAAUACGUCACCUUGACGUUUCGAGGCCGGUCUGUUACAUUAUCCCAAGAAUGGUAUGUGGCACUCUACCGGGUCUUGCCAGAUACUUGCAAACCUGCUUGCUCACCAUGGUGUGAGGUCAAUAUCCCAUUAAUGGACCUACAAGUGCGUCUACCCCUAGUGGACAAAUACACAAAUGAGAUGCGUUACGAUAUUACGCUCGACAGUGUGAAAUCCGCAGUGCUGGCUGUGUUGGAAAAAGAUGAGGACUGGGCCCAGAAUGUCCAGAGUCGGUUGGGAAAAGACAACAUUGCCAUGUGUUGGACGCGCGAUAAUCGGACAGAAUGGGUGUAUUGGGCACGCAGUCUUACGGAUGAAAGAAGACAUAUUAAUCUCGUCAUGUCUCCACAGCAUAUUGAACAGACCCAUCGACUAGAACUUCGACGGAUUGAACAUACACCAACUGAUAUCAUCUUUUCUGAUCACAAGUCCAUGCAGGAACCACCACCGGUAGAAGGCUUUUUA
Messenger RNA from Zychaea mexicana, 882 nucleotides. RefSeq lists its product as uncharacterized. Gene Ontology annotation, biological process: protein localization to prospore membrane; ascospore-type prospore membrane formation. Gene Ontology annotation, cellular component: prospore membrane. The annotation marks the transcript as partial. The record is from RefSeq and is a predicted model, not a curated record. NCBI's taxonomy places the organism in Eukaryota, Fungi, Mucoromycota, Mucoromycetes, Mucorales, Lichtheimiaceae. The transcript is spliced from 4 exons.